AUGGCGAUUUCACAGCAAGAACCUCAAUCACAACCUUCUUUGUUCCUAAAUUCCACCAAUCACAAUGUCUUUGGACCGAAACUCUCCAUCAAGCUUCAGGAGAACAACUUUCUUCUAUGGAAUCAACAAGUUAAAGGGAUUAUACUUUCACACAAACUCCACAAGUUUGUUGCAAAUCCCCAAAUCCCUCUGAUUUUUAAAUCGGAUAAAGAUCAUCUCGCCAACAAAGUGUUUGAUGAGUAUGAAACCUGGAUUGUUCAAGAUCAAGCGUUCUUCUCAUGGCUUCUUUCAACGAUCUCAAAAUUGGUGCUUCCUAGGGUUCUUUCUUGCAAGCAUCGUUACCAAAUUUGGGACCAGAUUCACAAGCACUUCAACAUUGUCAUGAAAGGUAGGGUUCAUCAGCUUUGA
This is a messenger RNA of Vicia faba (fava bean), 408 nucleotides long. Lineage: Eukaryota; Viridiplantae; Streptophyta; Magnoliopsida; Fabales; Fabaceae. The record is from the annotation of a GenBank genome assembly.